Molecule: messenger RNA, 1107 nt
Organism: Cadophora gregata
Lineage: Eukaryota; Fungi; Ascomycota; Leotiomycetes; Helotiales; Ploettnerulaceae
Exons: 2
Coding region: 1-1107 (368 amino acids)
Source: RefSeq, a predicted model, not a curated record
AUGGCGCCUCAAUCUCUUGAAUUCGUCUCAAGCGAGAAAUUCACGUCAAGAAUAACCGAUGCCUCAGACUUCCAAGCAUCAGAAAUAAAUGCAAUCGGUAACCGGUUCUGGGAGGAGCGACUCCAAAAACGCCGAAAUCUCGACUACGAUAAAAUCAAAUCCAAGCUCAUGCCUUCAGGCUUCGAAGUUUCCGCUAUGAAAAAGAUUAUGGGCUGGGUCAUAUACGAGAAUAAUAUCAUCGAUGACUUGCUGAAGGGGAUGCCUGAAGAAAAGUCGAAUGCUUCACUUUCGUGGGGAGGACCUCAUCCAUUCAUACGCGAGCUGAAGUGGACUUUGGAGCGAAGACAAAUGCUCCUUCAGUCCUUGAGUAGCGAAUGGUACCAGCUGAAACAGGGCAUGGAUGCUACACCAAAGGUUGACAAUGCCCAAGUUGAAAAUGGCAUUGCCGAGGAUUCAGGAAGCUCGUUCUCGCACUUCGCUUCGGUCAUAAAUGACUCCAAAAGAUUGAUCCAGCGUCUUGGAGAGAAUCUCACCGAAGAGGACCCCGUUCAAAUGCCAGACGAAAAGUCGACUGUGUCAAUCGAAAGUGUCCUUGAACUCGCGAUUCAAUGCUUGCUCAAUACCAUGAGCCCAGACAUGCCUAUCCGUGAUGUAGUCCGCACAGUUGAGAAAUGUUUCCCAAAACACGACCCCAAGGAUCACAAAUACGUCUGCGUUGGACCUCCAACCAUCUUCUUCUCGCGGUCAGAAUUAGGUUUACUUCUUGGUGGAACGGCUCAGACUUGCAUCAAAGGAGGCAGUAACAGGGUGAAGAAUGUUCACGACUACUUGCGAACGCAACGAGAAGAUAUGCUAAAGUCCUUAGACAAGGAUAGAGUACCACUAUUCGAGAAAUGCACGAAAGCAGAGUCAGAGAAGAAACACCUGACCCCAGAAGAAGCGAGCCCAAAAGGACCGAACCAAAGCUUGUGGCCUGAUGGAGGGAUCUAUGCCGAAAACAUUGGACAAGCUGUCACAAUGCUGAAUACUUCAGAGAGGGAAUACUUUGGGGAUCUUGACCCUUGUAUGAAGUGCGGGAACAUUUAUGGUAUCCUUAGAAGAAGGUGA